This is a messenger RNA of Chelonia mydas (Green sea turtle), 9876 nucleotides long. RefSeq names its product chromobox 7 (gene CBX7). Gene Ontology annotation, cellular component: PRC1 complex. Bases 225 to 818 code for a protein of 197 amino acids. Lineage: Eukaryota; Metazoa; Chordata; Testudines; Cheloniidae. The record is from RefSeq and is a predicted model, not a curated record. The transcript is spliced from 6 exons. Gene Ontology annotation, biological process: negative regulation of transcription by RNA polymerase II.
GGCGCGCGCCCGCGGAAGCGGGUGGGGGGGCUCGCGCGCGCCUGGGAAAAUGUUGCGCAGAUUCUAAAAUGGAACGUUGUCGGCGGCGUGAUUGAGCGCGAGGGGGUGUGUGAGCGUGAGUAAGACAGGGACCAGCGGCAGCAGCCACCACCGCACCCGCCGCCUUCUUGCAGCCGGUCCCCCCGCAGCGGUACGGGGAGCAGCCGCCUCCUCCUUCCCCCUGCAUGGAGCUCUCUGCUAUCGGGGAGCAGGUUUUUGCGGUGGAGAGUAUCAGGAAGAAGCGCAUAAGGAAGGGUAAAGUAGAAUACCUGGUGAAGUGGAAAGGAUGGCCCCCAAAAUACAGCACAUGGGAGCCGGAGGAUCACAUCUUGGAUCCUCGCCUGGUAGUGGCUUAUGAAGAGAAGGAAGAGAGAGACCGUGCAUCAGGAUACAGGAAGAGAGGGCCUAAACCGAAGCGCCUCUUAUUACAGAGGCUUUAUGGUAUGGACCUGAGGAGCGCCCACAAGGGAAAGGAGAAGCUCUGUUUCUCUCUAUCACGGCGAUUUGGAGGAGGAAGCAAUCUGGCGGGGGCCAAGCCAGGACAGACAGAGCUAUCUGAAAAGAGUGGGGGAGGCGUCCUACCAUUCCCACUCCGGAAGCAGCGCAAGAACCAGAAAUAUCUCCGGCUGUCGCGGAAGAAGUUUCCACGCAUGUCAAGCCUGGAGAGCCGUAACCACAGGCGUGAGUUCUUCUUGAAGGAGUCAGUGGCACUAGAAACUAGGCAGACUCCCAAUGACUGGGAUGCGACGCAGCAUGCUAGCAAAGAAGUGUCUGGGUGAAUGGACUCUUUCCGAGGUGAGAGUAGAGACACCUCAGAUAUCUGAGACAGAAGCCAGGAAAUGCCCAGUUAAGGGGUCCACAUUCCAUACCCAGGUGGGACAACAGGGUGCAGUACAGGUAAAGUAAUAGAGAGGGGAUGUUUCCCUCCCCUCUCCAUAUAUUUUUGUGGCUCUCUUUGGGUGCGGGUUUGUUCAAUCUGUUCUUGAGUUUUUUACACUGUGGGGAAGUGGAAGUGGGGGGUAUUUGGGUCCCUCACUUUGAGUGGUAGAGAUUAGGAGCUUCAGGGGAGAGUAGAUGUUUUUAGCUUCCUCCCCUCGGUGGGGAGGAGCAAAGAGGAAGACUCUUGUACCCUUUGGACCCCCAAAGGAGUGGCAUUGAUGGGCUUUGGAGAGAGUCACAUCCAGCCCUUCCCUUGGCUGGAUUUGGAGGUACAAUGGAGGAAAAUCCUCAGUUUGUUAGGGCCCCCUUAGGCCCAGGGAACAUGGGGUAUCGGGGAUGAGCUUGAAAAAAAUGAGUUCUGAUUGUUUGUUUUUUAUUUUGGUUGGUUGGUUGGGGUGGGGGCUGAAUUUACACUACAGUGAACACGUGCACUAACCAGGAGACCUAGUGGGCUGAGAUCCAGUUUCCAGAUAUUUCCCCUAAAGUGGGAUAUUUUGACUCCCAUUUGGAAAGAGGGUGGGGAAUGUAUAAUGAAAAUGCUGAUGGACCUGUAAGCAUGGUGGUGCUGUUGGGGGCUGUUGUAGUAUCAGCCUGCACAGCUGAUUGUGUGUCUGUCGUUCUUCUUGCCGCUCCCCCUUCUUUCCCUCACCUUUCAAUGUCCCAUUAUUAUCUUCCCACCUCUUCCCUCUGCCCCUUACUUUCUGUGUGGGAGGGUUAGACACCUACAGUGCCUUGGAGCAUGUGCAAACUUGGCACAGGUUGAUGUCACCCACCCAUAGCCAGCAAGGGUGCUCCUCUUCUGCUAGCCCUUCAUUCUUUUUCUAACGUGUUCUUAUCCACCUCCCCCUCUGCAGUAGGCAUGGAUGCAGUUGAUGGCAGCCUCCCCUGGAUCCCCACCUUGUCCCCCAGCGAAGUGACAGUGACAGACAUCACGGCGAACUCCAUUACCGUGACCUUCAGAGAAGCACAAGUGGCCGAGGGCUUCUUCCGAGACCGAAGUGUGCAGUUCUGAAUCUCCAUUUUUAAUGUUCCUAGUCAGAUUCUUUUGGGGGCGGGGUGAUUAUUUCACUCUUUAAAAAUAUCCAAAAUGUUUCUUUUAAAAAAUGUUUACAGAGGAGGGUUUUUUUUGUUUGUUUUUUUUUACUGAAGUCUCAUUGAUUUUUCUUUUCCCCUUCAGAUAUGCAAAAACGAAAGGCAAUGUACGCGGUGCCCGUGUUUUUGUUUGUUAUACUUGUCUGUUGUUGCUUUGUCCAUCUGAGAAACUGAUACCCCUUUCCUUGGCAAAGACUCCCCUGGUAGGGCAUUUUGAGAACCUUUUUUGUCUAUGUAUUUCCUUUACUCUGUUAGUUCUGACAGCUGCAUUUAGGGUGAGAGAGGACACGGAGAUGGAGAAGGGGUUGGACCUAUUGCUUGCUUCCCUGAUUUGCAGCUGUUGUCCCUUGGGUAAAGAUGCUUCCUCUGGACAUCACCCUCCCCAUCUUCCUCCUCCCGCCCAGCUAAUGCAGUGAGAUGUAAUGGACCCGAUCACUUUAGGUAACUCAAGUCUGUUACAAGCUUCCUCCCUUCCAUAUGUUUUAUCUGUGGCGGUAUUGCAGGUAAUCUGUUUGCCUGGGAAGGUAGGAAACUCCAUGGCAAAUAAUGAACGGGACUGAUGUUUACAGUGUGAUUCCAUGAAGAGUGAAGGGAUGUCUUCCUUGUCUGCAUGAUCCAUUUAUCCUGUAACACAUAGCUUUGUAAUCUCCUAGCUGUGGUAUAUUAGCUACACAUGCUCACUUUAGAUUUCUGAGCCUUUAAUAAAGGCAUCACUGUAACUUAAUUGCCCUUUAGGAGGAUAAGUGUAUAUAUUAACAUAGUGGUACUCAUUUUUCUCUCUCCAGAGACCUUCCCAGAACUCUUCUCUCUGACCAGAACCCUUCUAUGAUCUAGAAAUAUGGGCAGAGAAAGGUGUUUAUAUGUAACCCCCCACCCCACCCCCUGGGGGAUGAGGAUUCCCCCCAGGCUGAGAACCCCUGUACUAAAAGAUUUACCAAACCCAGACUGUAUAUAAAUAUUGUCCUGAAAAUGCUUUACUAAGUCAGUGAAAAGGGUGGCUCUCUUCUUGGGAAGAAGGGCUUAUAGAGGGAUUGAAACAUUGCCUGGCAGUGCUGGAAAACCGCAGAUAACGGCAGAGGCCAGAUGCAUGAGAAGUAAGCAGUGAAACUGGACUUUAGCUAGUCAGUUUCCACUUUUAGGUAGUCUUUUUUGCUCUCUGAUCAAAUUUAAAGGGCAAAAGUGAAUAGCAUAAGGGCUGGGAGGAGUCUACUAGACUUCUAACAUUUUUUAACUUUUAAUUUAUCCUCUAAAGUGAUAAGGACUCUUGGACUGAGUGUCCUACUUAUAUUUUCCCUCCUCAACGUACCGUAUUUGUGACCUCAUCCUUAUUUGUUCCCUUUACCAGGGGAGUUUCCCUUCUGAGGGUUUAAAAAGCUUUGCCAAGGAAAACCAUCUGCAGUUCUAUAGACUGCACCUGAUCUUGCACUUAAAAACGCCUGGAGAUUUGUGCUGGAUUCUACCUGUGACAUUUUGGGGUUUCUAAGAAUUGCUGUAUCUUCAAAGUUGAUGUUUAGCAUCUGUUCUUGCAUGCUCACUCUCUUCCUUCUUUAUUUUAAACUUAAAAAUCUUUCUCUCUGUGGAAAGCAAGAAGGGAAAGCUAGGGCCUUGGGUGGGAAUUGUGGGGCAAUGUGAUACAGUGCAGCCUUGACUCUUUCUUCAUUUACUCCCCUCCUUUAAUUCCUUCCCUCCAAAAAAAAAAAAAAAAAAAAAGACUUCAUCUGCUGGUUUUGUGCUAUCUGAAGCUACUUUCAUACAGAGCUGAAGCUAAGUGUUAGUGUAAAUCCUAAAUGCUGUUUCUCUGCAGCUCUUCCCCUGGAGGGCUUAGCUCCUGCAGAACUUCAGAGUUCUGCAACGCUGAUGCUUUGGAUCCUGCAAACACUUGCUUUUUACAAAGGUUUUGGACUGCCCCUAAGCUUGCUUUAAAUGCACAUUUUACCUCUAAUAAGCUCUAGCUGCUUACAGGAUACUAAGAUUCACCCUCCAUUGUCUGAACUAGACUGCCUUCCACCAGGUCAUGGUACUUGCGGGAUGGAUUGACACGCCCUAUAUUUCGGGUGUCUCGGUGCAAAUAUUUUUGUCCCUCAAAAUAAACACAAAGUGGGGAAUGCAGGAGACUGCCCCAGCUCCAAGUUUUAAUGAGUGGUGAAUUUUGAGAGGAGGGGUAGGGGGUGAAACCUGAGUUGAUUUUUUUUUUUUUUUUUUUUUUUUUAAGUGGUGGGAGUAGGUGUCAGAUGAGAAGAAGGAGUGCUGAAUCCUUUUUAAAAAAAAAAAAAAAUAGAAACAGUGCAACCUGUGGGAUAAACAUAGACUCAGGACAAAGUUUGUCAAUCGUGGUUGCCUAGAGUUAGGCUUCUAAAUACAUAUAUAGUCACCUACAUAGAAGUGUCCUCUUUCCCCAUCCCUUCCCUCAAAAAAAGAGUGCUGAGCACCUGCAUCUUUUACUGACUUCCCUGAGAGUUAUAGGUGCUCAGAAUGUCUGAAAAUCAGGGUGACUUUGAUCCAGGUGACUCUAGAUUUAGAAGAUUAAUCCUAGGCACCUGAGUUUGAAGAACUUACUUCCCAACUCAUUGUUCCAAACCUUUGUAGGAUCUGGAAGAGAGGCUUUAACUUUUAUUUUUUUUUUAUAUGUGGGUACGGCCUUCUAUGCACUUUCCCCAGUUUAGUCCAGAAAUACUGCAAGAAAAACUCUUGUUUGUGGAUGUUUCCAGCCCUGGCCAAAAUCUGGGAAGCAGCAGAAAUCCUGUAAAGGGCAAGAAAAAAGCUUCUUCUCUCACCAGACUUCCGUUCUGCUUUUCUCUCUCCUUGGUUUCACCGUCUAUGCACCCAUUGAGAUUUUCCAGACCAAAGAAUUCUGUCUUGACAUUCAUUUUCUUUGAAGAACACUGUUUUUGCAAACUUGACUAUAAGUGGAAGCUCUGGAGCCCUUGCAAACAGGAUUCACCCACUGCUUCAUUUUUAACCCUUUUGUAGAUGUUUACUUGUAUUGCUUCUGAUGACUAAAAUCCUCUCCUGACCUAAAAGGAUUAAGGAGGUAUCUUGGUAGCCGUACUACCUUAUGCCCAAGUCACUGGGGGGGUUAAUUCAUUUCCAGUUGAGAUGCAGAACUUUGCUGAUGUGUGGGUUGGCUUUUUUGGGGGCGUGGAGAGAACAAGUGGGGAGAGGGUGUUUUGUGGUAGGAAACUAAACAUGUAUUUAUCGAUUUUUAUUUUAUUUUAUUUUUUUUGACACAUCCUUAGCAAGGUUUGCAUGUUGUAAAAAUCAAUCUUGCUCUCUUAACAGAAUGGUUUUAUUGUUUAGUCUCUGUAAAGUGUCGUUCUCUUCUGAAAAGUGACUAGAGAAAUGGUGGCGUGGGCUCCAGGGUGGUGGAAUGUCAAUGAUUUUCAAAUCAAAUGUGCUCAGUUUACAAGUGCAAAGUUUAACUGCAAACUCAGCCUGGAAUCUGAAAGUCAUGCGGGGGCCUUUUUGGCUGCUAUCACAAAAAUCAAAGAUUCUGUGAUUAGAGCUUCACUAGCUAUUAUGUUUGAUGCAAGAGCCAAAAUAGAGUCCAGUUGGAGCUUACUUUAAUGAUUCUGUUUGAAAUAUGAGCCAGAAUAGAAUCCAACUGACUCCCCUAUAGCUCUGUUGACUGCAAGGCUGAAGCAAUGCAGACUGACUUCAGCCAGCAGAAUCGCACAAAAAGCAGGUCCCUUGAGUAAGAAGGGACUGUUCUUAUAGAGUCAGUCUUCAGAACAGAACUGCACUGUAAGAACUUGCCAGCAGUUCGUAGGGCAGGCAACGCUUGUUUCAUGCAUCUGUUCAUAGUGGUAUUUUAUGUAUUGUUUGUAUCAUGUCCACACUUAGGGGCCCCUGUCACAUUGGGACUCGACUCCAUUGUACAAGGCACUGUAUAAACACUUGUUGAAGACUGCUUCGGGGCCCCCCCCAAUACCUUCCAUCCCCACACCCAAUAUUUUUGAUUCCUCCGAGCACCAACUACAAAUCAUUUGUGGUAUCUUAAGGUACAUCUACGCUGGAAAAAAAACUCCUCAGAACAAAGUCUCAGAGCCCAGGUCAACUGACUUGGGCUCCCACUAUAGGGCUAAGCAUACCAGUGUAGAUGUUCCCAUGCCCAGCCAAGCAGGAACAUCUACACCGCUAUUUUUAGCCCCUCAGCGUGAGCGCAAGUCAGUUGACCUGGGCUCUGAGACUUGCUGCCCCAGGUUUUUUUUGUUUUUGUUUUUAAACAGUGUAGACCUACCCUUAGUAGCCCUGUGUCUCCAGCACACCCCUUAUUCUCCUGUAAUGACUUGGGCCCUUGGACGUGUCAAGUCCAAAUUUGUUUUCAGUGGCAGACAGGAUAUUGUGGGAACACCCAAAUGCAGUUCCUUUUGCCAAAAUAAACCCAAGUCUGCCAGUGAAGUGACCCUGACUAAGUCAGAGCCUGAGACAGAAACGAACAUAGAUGUGAUUUAACAUAUCAGAACAGGGUGUUUUUUGUUUUGUUAGUGUUGUGAAACUGUCUGGAAAGAUUCUUCUGGUGUGUUUGACUGAAUGUGUGAACUUGGUUUUGACCUCAUGGGGCCCAUGGCCCCAGUACUGCUUCCUGCUCUACCCCAGCCCCACGCUUAGUACUGUUUGACAGUUUAACUGGAAUAGAGAGAGUGGCCUCAUGUAGGCUGAAAAAUAGGCAGGCUGCUAAUAGGAGAUACUUAAUGCAACCACCACAACAAAGGUUGGGGUGAGGAAAUACAGUGCUGAUGGCUGUGGGCAACAGCCCAGGGUUGAUGGUUAAAGCAGGGCCCCUUUGCUGAACAUUAAUUUCAUGCUUUUGAAAUAGGAAAGAAGCAAACCUCCUUUCUAAAAAUGGUAAUAUUUUCCCUUCUCUUCUGUUCCUAUUCCAUAUACUCUUCCUGUAGCCUAGGAAGGAGGGCAUUGUAGCUUCCUGGGACAGUGUAGGGGCUGCUCGAUGAAUGGGGCCCCUAACUUGUAGAGUCUGGCAUUCCUUGGACUCCAGAGUUGUGCUGGAUCUGUGUACCAUAUCCCCAUUGUCAAUAAUGCCCUUGCUAGACUGUUCAGGACAGACUAUUGGGUAGAGUGCCUGUUACUUCAAGAAGAGAGUGCAUUGCGAUGCAGGGAGCAUUCAUUAACUCCCAAAGCCCUUCCAGGGUCUGCAUCAUGCUGAUACUUCCCAUUGAAUAAAAUCAGAUGCCAAAGUGAGAAAUCCAGAACCUUUGUUCUUGUUGGAGACUUCUGCUCCAAUCCUUUGUAAGUCCCAAUUCUGACUAGUUAAUGGCUUCGUUCAGCUGGGAUGUGCAUUACACAGUGGCCUGUGACAGCUUUGGUUUUGCCACAGAUUUGUUCUCAUCUUUUCACUCAGAUGGGGAAAAAAAAAAGUGAAUAUUAGAUGGGGGUAUGCAUGGAGAGGGGAGUAUCUAGGAGAUGGAGUAUGUUUCUGUUCAGUGUAGCCUAGUGUAUUCAAAUGCACAAUUUUCUUAUCUCUUCACUUCCUUCUCCCUCUUAGGACAUCACUGCCCUGCAUCAGCAUUUUAGAAGGAUUAACUGGCACUCUUCUGUGUGCUCUGAAUGGGUACUGAGUAAGUGAGCAUGUGUGGAGAGAGUCGUUUGCUUCUGUGUUAAGUAGCUGGGUCUUUCAGGGGGAGGGAAAGCAGAGACUUAUCUUUGUGGGGGCGGGAGCCAAACAGGAGAAUGACAGUUCCGAUCAGAGCCAUUAUUAGAAAGGAAAAUCUACCAUUGGCAAAUGCAGGUGAUGGGGACAGAUUGUUGCAAGUCAAUAUCUCCCAGAACACAAUGGUCUAAAAAUCAGCUCUUUCUCAUGUCAGAGGGUCCGUGUUGUCCUCUGCCCCACCGAGCUCAAAUGCCCAUAAGCCAGGACUGUAGCCUUCAUGCAAAAGGAGAAUGAUUGUCCCAAAUUAUUUUACCACUCAGAUGAAACCUAAGCUCUUAAGCAGGUGGAAGUGGUUGUGGGACUUGCCCAAGAGAUGAGCAUUUGUAAAGCAGGGGUAGGUUGCCAGUCUCAUCAGAACAGUUGCUGGUGGGGAAGGGCAGACAUAGCAUUCAUUCAGAACCUCAUAUCUUCCUCUAACAUCCAUUUCAGACUCUUUGUUAGGAGAAGGAAUGUUUCCUGGGGAGUUGGCCACUUCCCGGAUUUCUGAAUGGGCAAUGGCUUCUGGAUGAUCAGAAGUAGCACAGAGCGAUUGAGCCCAAUAAUGGAAGCUGGUAGUGGCUCCCAUUGAAUGGGAAGACUGAAUUACUGUACCUGCGAAAUGGGAUGGGUAGAAAGCUCAGGCUCAGAGAGAGGAUUUGCUGCUUUCAUUAAUUGUGGGCCACUUGUUACCCUGCUUGUCUUUUCAGAGAAGAGGCACGCUCCCCUCCCACAACUGUGUGUGUGCUGGAGGUGCCAGAUUGACAUCUUUAGGUGGGAGGGGGUGCACUGUGUGAUGGUCAGAAACGUGACCUUUUAAAAUCUAUCUGUUCUGUAUCAUUUUAGUGCUAACAGUGGGGAAGGGUUGACCAGAAAUGUAGAGGUAGCAUCAAAAACUCUCUGAAAUCUAAAAAUGUUAGUCUGCUUUUUGGCUUUUCUUAAGUCAAGGCCUAAGUAUGUUUGAAGCACUUUGAAGAUGCAAAGCACUGGGAGCGCUGAGUACUCGUAUUGCCUCUUUAAAAAAGGGGCAUUUGAAAAGGGAAAGAUGUAUCCAUUUCAGACCACUGGCUAUUCCUUAUCUCCUUUCCACAGCUGCCAUCCAGCCCUUGGCAUCCCUUCUACAGUUGUAGGGUGGGUUUGCCAUUCCAGGCAUCCCAAGUGAACAAGGGCACAAUGAAGGAGGGAAGGAGACUUUAAAACUCCACAUCCACCUUCAGAACAUGUUUUCCCCCACCACUUGCGGUAUAUAGGGGAGUUAUUAGGUUCUGUUCCCAUGUUAAGUAGUCCCAGUGCUUAGAGAUGGCCGAGAUGUGAUCCAAUGGGUUUCUUCCAUCUCUAGUUAUGGAGACCUCUUUUUAGUUCCCUUUUCUGGACAAAUUGCACUUUAGUAGCUUAAUGGGGAUGGGAGGCAUGUGUACCUCUUUGGGGUGGGGUCGGGGCAACCCAACAGCUGUUUUCAGUGGCUGCUGGACUCUUCCAGUGGGUUAAUGUCUCCCCUCACGUCCAACAGAACAGGUGCAAAGGAACUUGCUUAAAAAAAAACUAAUCACGAAGUUUAGGCUUUAAAAAAAAAUCUAAGUUGAACAUUUUAGCUGGCUAUAUGGGGCGUUUUACUUAGUAGCAGGUACCUGUGUUUGGAGGAAGCCCAAUCCUCCCAGCUUUUCAGCGUUGACCUUCUCUACCAUGCUCCUGCACUGCUUGAUCUAGGUUCUUCUAAGACUGCUGUGUGACUUUAUUGCCUAUUUUAUAUGCUUGUUUUCCACCAAGGAUGGGGUUGGGGAAGGUUACUUUAUUUUUUAUUCUUGGCAUGAUAGAGCACCUGAGUCUUUGCACAAGAAAGCUUCCUUUGCACAGAAUGAGCUUCUAGCUUUUGUACAGACUAAUUGAAUGUAUUUGGGCAAAGGGGACUGAGGGAACGAAUCAAUUCCAAACAAACAAAAAACCCCUACAUAUAUAAUGCCUUUUCUGAGUGAGUGCUUGUUGUAAAUGGAGAUUGUAAUACAAAUGGGAGGACAGGUCUAGUUACAAUUUGAUGCAAAGUGUGGUUUUAUUUUUGUACUGAUAUGGAUAAGAGACUGUACAGCAUCUAUUUAUUUAGAUGAUUUAUGUGGUAAAUGUUGCAAACAAAGUUAUUAAAAAUAUUAAAUAUGAUAACUGACAUUUAA